AUGAAGCUGCAGCAUGUCCGUUCACUGAUUAUGUUUGAGAUCCAAGGGCACAAGUUGCUUGAUCGGUUGGGCGAGUUCACUCUGCUGAGGGUACUUGACAUGGAAGAUUGCAAGGGCCUAGCCAACGAGCAUGUGAAGUAUAUUUGCCAGAUGUACCUUCUCAAGUUCUUGAGCUUGAGGGGUACGUAUAUCAGCUUGAUGCCUGACGAAGUCGGCAAUCUAGAACAUUUGCUGACACUUGAUUUAGAGGAGACGUGCCUUGAUGGUCUACCUGAAACUGUCAGAAAGCUAGAUAAACUUGAGUGCCUCAAGUUCGGGAAAAAGGGCGAGUGGUCCGUCAUGUGGAAAGCACCAAGAGGAGUCUCCAACAUGAAAGCACUGCGUGAGGUGACUAGAAUACUACUCGGUGAUGUUAAGAUUGCUGAAGAGCUUGGUGAACUAGAACAGCUUGAAGCUAUCAUUGUAUAUAUUGACAACAAUGCUCAGCGAGAGGACGUUCGUCAACAGCUUGCCCUCUCCCUGUCCAGGAUGUACUCUCUGCGGUCGCUCAACCUGGGAGAAAUGGAGAGCGACGGUAUGACAAUGGAUUAUCUUAUUGGUCUUCCGCCUCCACACCUCCUUCGAUUCCUUAGGUUCGCUGGGGGAUUGAGUAAAUUACCAGAAUGGGUCGGGUCACUGACAUAUCUUGUUCAGUUUACUCUUUCGUGGGCGCGGUUUAAGGAUAGCCAACUAUGGGAUGUCUUGUGUGAGCUGCCUAGCCUCGAGCUCAUCAUAUUCCAACAUGAAUUCUAUGUUGGCACUGAACUGGUGGUGUCCACGAAGCACAAAUUUCCUGCACUGAAGAACAUGAUGGUGCAGUCCAAUAGACAGUAUCCCGAAGUAUUUGAGUUCGAGGAAGGAUCCAUGACACAGCUAGAGAACCUUACAGUGAAUUUCGAUAAAUGGGAAUCCAAAAGGAUAGUCGGCGUCAAGCACCUGAAGAACCUUAAAGAGGUGAAUCUCACUGGUAACAGAUACAACCCUGCACUGGGCCGUGCUCUCAAGGAGUUAGAGAAAGAGAGUAAUAGUCGCUCCAAGCCUACCCGGUUUACAGUUACAGUAACAUACGAUUGA
Triticum turgidum subsp. durum (durum wheat) is the source of this 1113-nucleotide messenger RNA. NCBI's taxonomy places the organism in Eukaryota, Viridiplantae, Streptophyta, Magnoliopsida, Poales, Poaceae. The record is from the annotation of a GenBank genome assembly.